Anarrhichthys ocellatus (wolf-eel) is the source of this 2862-nucleotide messenger RNA. RefSeq names its product OAF homolog a (Drosophila) (gene oafa). NCBI's taxonomy places the organism in Eukaryota, Metazoa, Chordata, Actinopteri, Perciformes, Anarhichadidae. The record is from RefSeq and is a predicted model, not a curated record. The transcript has 4 exons. Bases 441 to 1262 code for a protein of 273 amino acids.
GAGCGAGAGAGAGAGAGAGAGAGAGAGAGAGAGAGACGGGAAUAUCAACACAAAGCAGAAUUAGAAGCAACGUGCGAUCGUCGGACUGUCGGCUGUGCUGCAGGGGGUGGGAGCUGAAAUGCGCAUGAUCUUAACAACGCCGGAGCGAGAGACUUUGAGUGGAAGUGAACUAACGUUAGGCUCCCAGAAGUGAGAAGCAGAGAUUUGAGUCCAGGUUUUCGUCUGAUUUCCAUGAGCGUGCUUGUUCUUCUGGAAAGUGCUGGGCACAGGGGGGGCCAUAUGGAAUUGCGAUAUAUAAACUAGAACCCCACUUUGAAUAUGAAGGAAAAGACUUUACGAAAAAUUCCAAGAUCUUAGUUAAGGGGAUAUGAACGCAGAUCUUUGGAUUUCGCCUCGAUUUUUUUCCCCUCUGUCGGGUUUAGUUUUUGCGUCUUUUGGGGAUGUUUGCGAGUUGCGUCUCUGCGGCUUCAGUUCGGAUACUGACCCGCCUCUGCGCCCUGGUGCUGGUUGUCGCGCUGGGACUCGGUUCAGAGCUGCGGGUUCGAGUCCGGCUCGUUGACGGACUGGUGACCGAGGAGGUUUUGGAGGCGGACAGUGAGAGGGACUCGAUAUCACUCGAAUUCAAGCAGGGAGAUGGGACACUCAUCACGUUUCUGGCGGACUUUAAACAGGAUGUGAAGAUAUUCCGAGCGCUGAUCCUGGGCGAGCUGGAAAGAGGGCAGAACCAGUACCAGGCCCUGUGCUUCAUCUCUCGCCUCAGCCGCAAUGAGAUCAUCCCGAGCGAGUCCAUGGCCCGGCUCAGACAGAAAAAUCCUCAGGCCAUUCGCUUGGCAGAGGAGCGGAGGGGAUUGGAGCAGCUGGAGAUGAGCGCUGCGGUCAAUCUGAGUCAGGCCUCUCAACUCAGCUCCCACAUUCACAACAUGUGCAGUGAGGCCCGGGAGGCCGUCUACACCAGGGAGUCCGAUGUCAGACACUGGCUGGACCAAGGAGUGGAUGGCUCCAUAUUCGAGGUCCUGCCCCAAACAACAGAGGUGCCCAGCUUUCAGGCCUGUCAUUCUACUAAAGACUUGUGGCAGCCCUGUCUCUGCACAUACAGCCUGCGUCUGGAGUGGUACCCAUGUAUGCUGAAGUACUGCCGCAGCCGGGACUCUACAGGCAAAGGCUCGACCUACAAGUGUGGCAUAAAGAGCUGCAGCAAGGGCUACCAUUUUACUUACUAUGUUCCACAAAAACAGCUGUGUCUAUGGGACGAAGAGACCUAGCAUUUAGUUCUGGAUUGUUAAGAAAAGAGAAAUGCUUCUUUUUUUUUUUUUUUUUUUCUUUUUUUUUUCUCCCAGCCAAACCAAUGCUGUCCCACCCAAGCUAUUCAAAGUAAACACAUGUAACACUGGACCUCGGUUUAUGUGAUGUGAGUUAAAUGUCUCAGGUGGGGAGAUCCAGUUGUUCAAGGUGAAACAGAAACGAAUUCAGGUUCCAAUUGAGACCAAAACCUUUGAGGAAGGAGAGCUGCAGCACGUUGUUCGAAGAGGGCCCACUGACUUUAAGCCUUUUCUGGGGGAAAUGACAUAUCGUUAUUAACUAUAAUGUCACUUUUGUGCCUUUUUUUUUUUUUUUUUUUUGGGAGAAAUUAUUGGAGCAGAUUAUAGAUGCCAACAACAAUAACCUCCCAAACAAGCUCCGGUAUGCACAAAGCUGGACGGUGCAUUUCUGCUCAAUUAAAGUUGAGCAGAGGAAUAACAGAGUCCCACUCUGAUCACAGGAGUCAAACUGGACAAACAAAAUCUACCAUCCUGGUGAAGGAAAAUUUGGAUGGUGGAGUCUUCUUCCCUAUAAAGCUCUGUGAAUAAACUGUUUGUAGCCAGCUUGUUAAUCACGAUGUAAGCUGGCAGGCAACAGAAAUGCUUCUUCAAUGCUGGCUUUAUUUAUUUUGGUUGCAAAGUGAAAUUAUUGAGGACUAUUUUUGUAUCUUUUUGCAUUAAAUAAGCUCUUGCAGUCAAAGCCACAGGUCCUCAGUAACAAGUAUCCACACACAUUUCAUUUGGUUUCUAGGCUCAUCCAUAAGUCAUGCUACUUUGUUGCCAAGUUUUCAUGGUUUACAGAGAGUUUGGAUAAACACAUUAAUUAUCUUCUCAUUAGGAUACUUGUAGUUCUGCUUUGCCCAUGAAUACCCAACAUGUCCAUCACUCACAUUCUCAUUAUGUUUAAAAGUGCCAAAUAAACCAAAGUCAAAGAAAUUACUGUCAAAAGAAGGGUGUAAUGUUCCAGUGUAUUGAACCAGACUCUUCUCUGUGGUGUUUUUCCAUGUUGGGAUUCACUAAAACUGCAGUAUAGCCUUUUUAAUAAUAUAUACUGCCAUCUUCUGGUGAAACAGUGCUUCUGUUUAUUAUGUUUUCUGUCACUUCCCAAUUUUUUUUUCAGUUGUGUUUGUUCAUCUCAGCAGUUAAAUGUCUAAUUUAUACAACUCGGAUCCCUAAUAAUAUUUGAUGCGUAAUUCAACUUGUGGGACCAAAUUUAAUUUUGUCUGUCUGGUCUUAAGAGAAGUCGGUUAAAGUAUGAUUUGGUUUUUUCUUACUUCCAUCUUCAUUUCAGUCUUUACUGCCAUAUCAAACGAUGUAUGUCAUGCUAACUAAAGAACCAAAUGAGUGGAACAUUUCUAUUUGUAACCUUUACUGGUGAUAAAGUGCCUUAACAUUUCCACUGAUAUCUUUGCUAUGUAACUGUAGAUUAAGUUUGUGAACAUAUUUUUUCUAUGAAAGAGUUUUGAAUAUGUUGGAGAAAAUUAAAGGAGAAAAUUAAGCAGUUCGGUAAUGUACCAUAUGAGAGUUUUACAUGCAUUUCAAUAAAGCCUUUCUUUGCACUGCA